Molecule: messenger RNA, 519 nt
Organism: Penicillium nucicola
Lineage: Eukaryota; Fungi; Ascomycota; Eurotiomycetes; Eurotiales; Aspergillaceae
Exons: 2
Coding region: 1-519 (172 amino acids)
Biological process (GO): transmembrane transport
Molecular function (GO): transmembrane transporter activity
Source: RefSeq, a predicted model, not a curated record
AUGUCUCUGCGUUCCUUCAGCUUUAGAACUGCAUAUGAAAAGGGCCAAUCAGGCAAUGCUGAUUCCAUCUUAAUAUCCACGAAACAGAAUAUCCUAUUCCAGGUCCUUCAAGGUCUCGGUGUUGGACAGACUCUUUUAAUGGCAUAUGUGACAACACAAACGGUUCUCAAGCCAGAAGAUAUUCCUGUUGACACGUCGUUGCUGCAGCGUUUCAUAUUUUUCGAUGCUUCUGUGAAACUCGCCAUCGCUGAGGCGAUCUUCGAGAAUGUACUUGUCGCACGAUUUGACAGUUUGAGAUUUCAAAGUAAUGAGAUCGAAAAUAUGCUCAGUGCAGGGUUCGCUGAAGCGAGACGCGUGGUUUCCGCUGAGUACAUCUCGGGAGUGCUAGAUGCAUACAACUAUGCUAUUACCAGGUCAUUUUACGUUGUGACUAACGGCAUCCUGGUCGGGGUACCAGAGCAGGACAAAGAACAGGUCAAACUAACCGAAACAGAAUAUCACUUUCACCUCACUUCGUGA